Molecule: messenger RNA, 5204 nt
Organism: Tinamus guttatus (white-throated tinamou)
Lineage: Eukaryota; Metazoa; Chordata; Aves; Tinamiformes; Tinamidae
Gene: CRYBG1
Product: crystallin beta-gamma domain containing 1
Source: RefSeq, a predicted model, not a curated record
CUUCCAGAGAAGAGAAUAGAAAGAAACCAGUUUUGGAAAGGCUUGGAAAUUUAUUUAGUACGGGGAAAAGAAAGAAUGUCAAAAGCUCACUAGAACACACCUCGACUUGGAAAGGAGAGAGGUCAGUUGCUCCUCACAAAGCACAGCCGUUUUACUGUAAACAUCUAAAGGAAGGCGCUGAAGUGCCUCAAGUACAGCGAGUGAGAAGCCUCAAUGCUGCUUCCGAAACACAGGAAUAUAAUUUCCAUGGGGAAGUAGCGCCUGUGUAUCACGACACUAUUUCAGAAUGGAGUGGUAAAGGAAUCUCGUCGGACAGUGAGUGGUCACCAGACUGGAGCAGCAGCAGUGAAACCAUUAAAAACUCCUUCUUUGAGAGUACCCUGAAUGUGGAAACAGAGGAACUGGAAGAAGAGCUGGUCACAGAUAUAAAUAAUUCCACAACUCCAGACUUCAUAAAGAGUUUGAGGAACUUAACUAGUGAAGACUUAGAAAAGAGUAUCUUAAACCACAAGCAGCUAGUGAACACGUGGGUCUCUGAGGAGCCUGGGCAUGCUAAGCCAAAGGAUUUGCCAUACAGUUUGGAAUCCACAGCAAGUGAGCACAUACCUUCUGCUAGAGUGUUAACAGUUGAUAUCUAUCUUAGAAAAACAGACGAAUUUCUUAAUGAACCUGUGACUUUUAUAUCGGAAGAAAAUUGUGGUGACUCAGACACAAUGGAUAAAAAAUCUGCUAGUAAAAGAUCUGGAAAAAGAAGAAAAUCUCAGUCAUCUAGUGACAUCCCAAAUGGAGAGAGAAACCAGACUGAGAAUCCUGCAAAAGAAGAUUCAGUUUUUGAGGAUGAUGGCUCUUCUGAUGUGUUUUCUGACAAGAUAAUGAACUCGGAAAGAAAAGUGAAGUCUCCUCAACAGACUCCUGAAAGGAACCCAUCUUCCCCAGGUAAUAACCAGGACCUAAAAGCUGGAUCUGCUCAAAAAGGCGCCUCCAAAACUGAAGCUGACAAAGGCAAGCAGCAGGCAUCAACCACGACUCCAGCAAGGAGAAGAUCGUAUAAAAAGAAUCAGUUCGAUGCUGUCCCUGUUUCCCCUACUGGUUUGAAGAGCCAGCUAAAAGAUGCCUCAAAAAGGCAACCUUUAACCCCAACAGAGAGUAACCCGAUGACAAAAAGAACUUCAGUGGAAAAGGGGACCGUAUUGAUGGCCUUUGGGGAGGACGGUUUGGAGUCUCCCAAAGGUUGCUUGGCUGAUAAGACAGAAAACACUGCCUUGGUGUUUGUGGAAGGCAGAAGUGAUUCCAAGACAAUAAAGCACAGCAAUGGCACCGAUGGGAGAGCUUUCCUGCGUACUGAUGGGAUUAAAAAUGGAGACUCAUCACUGUCAACUGAAAGACUGGCAAAUUCUGAUUUAGACAGCUCAAAGAUGAAAAGUCUGGAUGCUUCCAGAACAGUCACAACAAAGAUUAGCCUUCCAGCAAAACCGAAGAAUGUAGAGCUGAAUUUUAAAGCACCUACAAAUCAAGACAGUUUAGAAAGUGAGCAGGAUUCUCUUGAAAAACCAGCUAAUAAAACCAAUAGCAGCAUUGCCAACAAAAUUUCCUUGUUUGAAAACAAAUGUGCUAACCAGAGCCAGAGACCUGCUGACAUCCCUGCUUCAAAAAAUAGUACUGUACCAAGCACUUUUGUUGGCAGAGCAAAGCUGAAAUUUGGCAAACAACCUAAGGAAACUGAACAGCCUGAUAAAAUAUUAAAUAAGCAAAGCAGUCGCCAGAAGUUAUUUGAAAAUGGCACAACAGAGAAAGAUAGCCCUGCAGACUUAAAAGGCAAAAAUGAAGAAGGUUCCGCAUCUUAUGACGAUAUUGGGAAGGCAACAGAACUUAAAGUAAAAGCUGCAAUAUCCCUUUUUAAUCAAAAUAGCAAAACUGAUGGUAGUGGUAUCUCUCUGAAGACACCUGAUCCAGAAUUAGCCACAACUAAAAAAGAAAGUUUACCUAUUAAAUUGUCUUUGCACUCACCCAAUAAGAGUGAAACUAGUCAAGAUACUUGCUACCAAAGAAACAACACAAGCUCAGAAUUCUCCAGAAACGAGGAAAAAGUGCUCUCAAACUCAGACAUUUUAUCACCUUGCAAUGACGACAAAUAUCCUGUGCAAGCUAAUCAGUUUUCUAGAGAGCCAGAAUUUCAGAAGAUGGAAAAUGCAGAUGAAAAGGCAAAGCCAGGCGAUUCAAGCUUUUCAGCUCUGCAGUAUGAUGAAAAUAGUUCAAAUAAUACAUUGAUGCCAGAGCACAGCAUCAAUUCACCAAAGAGUCCAAGCAAAACUUGCAAUGGUUCUGCUGAAGAUGAGAGCAUUUUUGAUUCCCCCUCUGACAUGAAGCAGUUUGCUGAAACAAUAAAAAACUUGGAGAGCUCAAUGUGUUUACCGCAGAAGAAGAAAAGGUCAAAGCUUCCCAAAUCACCAGCACCCCACUUUGCAAUGCCUCCAAUUCAUGAAGACCAUUUAGAGAAAGUAUUUGAUCCUAGUAUGUUUACUUUUGGUUUGGGACUGAAGAAGGCGCAGGAUCUGUUACCGGGCCAACAGUUUAAAAUGCAAAGCUUGGAAACGAUAGCCAGAGUCAGACCCAAGCGUGCAUCAACAGAGCAAAGCAUUAUAUUCAAGUCGCUGCAAUCAUGUAGUAGAGAGGAACCUGCUUUGGCUCAGGAACUAAAUGGAAAAGAGAACAAUGAUAGUACAGAUGGUGAAAUUAAGAGAUCCCGGCUUGAAAAAAGCUCCCUUUUCUCAAGCUUGUUAUCUGCAUCUAAAGAAAAGCUUUUUAUUCCUCCUGUGACAUCAGUAAAUAACAUGACAAGCGAGGCCACAGGGAUGCCGCUACAACAGGAUGCUUCUGGUCCGUUCAGUGUGCCUCCAAAACCUGAGUCUCUUUCAGAUAUGAAGUUUCCAAGUUAUGUGGAGAAGUACAUGCAAGCAGAUAGUGUAAAAAAAGACCUAAGUUUACAAAUGUCUAACUAUGGAAACCCUGAGAAAAGUUUCUCCAGCUGGUUAGGGGCAGGCAGAUAUGAAUCAAAUGUUCCCUCUGGCUUAUUAGAUGUGGAUGCGUUUUCAAGAAAUGGACACAGUAAAAUCAAUCCCAGACCUGGCAAGCUGGUGAUAUACAGUGAAUGUGAUGAUCAAGAGUGUGGUAUUGAAGUUUUCCAUGAUGUGCUGGAUUGCAGUUCUUGGGUUCUGUCACCAACAAUUCUAGUUAAAGUCAUCAGAGGAUGCUGGAUACUCUACGAGAAACCGAAUUUUGAAGGCCCCUCCAUCCCUCUGGAAGAAGGAGAGCUGGAACUCACUGAUAUAUGGGGUGCAGAUACUUCUGAAGAGUAUGAACGCAAAUCUCAAAAGCCUGCAGUGAUUGGUUCAAUAAGACACGUUGUUAAGGAUUACAGGGUUUGCCGAAUUGAUUUGUAUACAGAACCUGAAGGGCUGGGAAUCGUGACUUCCUUUUUUGACGACACUGAGGAGACGGGCGUGUUUGGCACCACUCAGAAGACCUGUUCUAUCAAAGUGCACUGGGGCAUAUGGCUAAUUUAUGAAGAACCUGGUUUCCAGGGAAUCCCUUUAAUGUUGGAACCUGGUGAAUAUCCUAACUUAGCCUUCUGGGAGAAGAAGGAAGCCUAUAUUAGGUCUAUGAGACCCUUGAAAAUGGGUGGUCGCAAAGUAGAAUUCACUAGAGAGCCAAAGGUCAUCAUUUACGAGAAGCCUUUCUUUGAAGGGAGGUAUAUGGAGGUAGAAUCAGAAAUACUUACGCUCAAUGAGAAGGAAUUGGAAGAAAAGGCAGUACUUCCACUUCCAUCAGUGGGGUCCUUGAAAGUGCUGGGAGGAGUGUGGGUUGCUUAUGAGAAGCCUGGGUUUGAAGGGCAUCAGUACUUGCUGGAAGAAGGAGCUUACCGGGAUUGGACGGACUGGGGUGGUUACGAUGAAGAACUGCAGUCACUGCGACCUAUCGUUGGCGAUUUCACGAAUUCCCAUAUGAUAAUGUACAGUGAAAAAGACUUUGGAUCAAAGGGUUCUAAUAUCAAUGUGUUAGGAAUUAUUUCCGAUUUGAAGGACACCGGAUACGGGCUGAGGACGCAGUCUAUAAAUGUGCUAAGUGGAGUGUGGGUGGCUUAUGAGAAUUCUGAGUUUACAGGGGAGCAGUACAUACUGGAUAAAGGGCUAUAUCCCAGCAUUGAAGCAUGGGGAGGCAAGAAUUGUAAAAUAUCUUCAGUUCAACCCAUUGUUGUGGAUAUUGUUGGAAGCGAAAGGGGUAAAGUUAAGGUCCAGUUAUUUUCAGAGCCUGAAUUCAAGGGUGAUUGCCAAAUAUUUGAAAAAAACACAAAGUGUAUUGAUUCACUUGCUGCAAAGUCUUCAAAAAUUUUAGAUGGCAGCUGCAUAGUGUAUGACCAGGAAGAAUUCUCUGGUAAUCAGUAUGUGUUAGAAGAAGGAAUCUAUCCUGAUCUGACAGCAAUGGGAUGUUCACCCCAAGCCAUUCUAAAAUCUUUAAGGAUUAUAAAUAUUGAGCUGUCUGAGCCACAUAUAGCUCUUUUUGAAAAGGUGGGUUUCCAAGGAAAGAAAAUUGAAUUCAAUACAGAAGUCUUAAAUCUCCAGUUCCUUGGAUACAAUCCUCGAAUAGCUUCAGUCCAAGUCCUUGGUGGCACAUGGAUAAUUUAUGAACAUAGUAAUUACAGGGGACGUCAGAUGUUGUUAUCACCGAACGAAAUUGCAGAUUGGUAUAAACUGAGUGGCUACUGUCAGAUAGGUUCUCUGCGACCUUUACUUCAGAAACGUGUGUACUUCAGGCUUAGAAACAAGGAAACUGGAAAAUUCAUGUCGACCGAUGGAAAUCUAGACAAUUUAAAUCUUCUCAGAAUACAAAUUGCAGAAGAUACUGACUUGGAUGAUCAAAUCUGGGUUUAUCAGGAUGGAUUCAUAAGAUGCCGGAUGGCGGAGGAUUGCUGCUUGACAAUUGUUGGAAAUCUUAUAACUCCUGGCUCUAAACUGGGUCUAUCGUUUGAGCGGAAUGAAGACAAACAGUAUUGGCGUAUUAGUCCUGAUGGCAGGAUCUACAGCAAGAUGAAACCAAAACUGGUUUUAGAUAUCAAAGGGGGCACACAGUACGAUCGUGACCAUGUCGUUGUCAACACGGUCAAUGAAGAGAGGCUCACGCAGUGCUGGGAACCGCUAGUCGUGUAA